AUGUCUAACGUCGGGGCCCAGGGAAGAAAGAAAAUGGGUUUUAACAUUCACGAAUUUUCAAGCAUGCGCUUACAUUUGAUCCAUCCCGCAAUUAAACCCAGUGGACCGUGUCAUGGCAUGAAAGUACAGUUCCUUGAUCCAUCCAGGACCCUCACUUGAAAGGUUUUGGUAAAAAUUAAUGUAGCAGCCGGUUGAGGAAUCGGGAAAAGAGGAGUCUUCUGUAUUAGUUGGAUGCAAGGCAAGACUGGAAAUGUUAUUACUAAAAGAAAUAUUUAUUUAUUUAUAUAUCCGUAUGGGAACCGAGGGAGAUGACUGGGACCUCUAGGUUAGAAAUGGAGAUGGCAAAAGGCCAAAACAGCAUUGUACGCAGAUGCAUCGAACAUAGACAGCUCCAUCUUCGCAACAACAACCAUCAUUCUAGAGGUUAUGGAAAUCAUCAUCCUCAAAAGCGUAAUAACUCCACUUCUCUUGCUUUCUGGCUUUUGCUUUGGAUUUUGCACUCCUAUUGACACCAUUACAUCCACCCAAUUCAUCAAAUGCCCUGAAACUCUAGUCUCUAAUGGAAGUGCCUUCAAACUGGGUUUCUUUACCCCUGCUGAUUCAACCAACCGCUAUGUUGGCAUCUGGUACAGCACCCCUUCUUUAUCUACUGUCAUAUGGGUGGCAAACAGGGACAAACCCCUCACUGAUUUCUCUGGGAUUGUGACCAUAUCUGAAGAUGGUAAUCUUCUGGUUAUGAAUGGCCAGAAAGUGAUUGUCUGGUCCUCGAAUCUUUCAAAUGCAGCACCGAAUUCAAGUGCUCAGCUUUUAGAUUCUGGAAACCUUGUUCUGCGAGAUAACAGCGGAAGGAUCACAUGGGAGAGCAUCCAACAUCCUUCUCAUUCAUUUUUGCCAAAGAUGAAAAUCAGCACGAAUACACAUACUGGUGAGAAGGUAGUACUAACAUCAUGGAAAUCUCCCUCUGAUCCCUCUAUUGGAAGCUUCUCUGCAGGAAUAAAUCCUCUAAACAUCCCUCAAGUAUUCGUCUGGAAUGGCAGUCAUCCAUAUUGGCGAAGUGGUCCAUGGAACGGUCAGAUCUUUAUUGGAGUACCCGAAAUGAAUUCAGUUUUCCUCAAUGGAUUUCAGGUGGUUGAUGAUAAGGAAGGUACUGUUUAUGAAACUUUUACUCUGGCCAAUUCGUCUAUCUUUUUAUACUAUGUCUUGACUCCGGAAGGAACAGUAGUGAAAACAUAUAGAGAGUUUGGGAAGGAGAAGUGGCAGGUUGCUUGGAAGAGCAAUAAAAGUGAGUGUGAUGUUUAUGGUACAUGUGGGGCGUCUGGAAUCUGUAGUUCAGGGAAUUCACCAAUUUGCAACUGUCUGAAAGGGUACAAGCCAAAGUACAUGGAGGAAUGGAGUAGAGGAAAUUGGACUAGGGGAUGUGUGAGGAAGACACCAUUACAAUGUGAAAGAACAAACAGCAGCGGUCAACAGGGCAAAAUAGAUGGCUUUUUUAGGCUGACAUCGGUAAAAGUGCCAGACUUUGCAGAUUGGUCGCUUGCUCUUGAAGAUGAAUGCAGAAAGCAGUGCUUCAAGAAUUGUUCCUGUGUAGCUUAUUCAUAUUAUAGUAGCAUUGGUUGUAUGUCAUGGAGUGGAAACAUGAUUGAUUCACAAAAAUUCACCCAAGGAGGGGCAGAUCUUUACAUUCGCCUUGCGUAUUCAGAACUAGAUAAGAAGAGAGAUAUGAAAGCAAUUAUUUCUGUUACAAUUGUAAUAGGAACAAUUGCCUUUGGCAUCUGCACAUAUUUCUCAUGGAGGUGGAGGGGCAAACAAACAGUGAAGGAUAAAAGCAAGGGGAUUUUACUAUCUGACCGAGGGGAUGUAUAUCAAAUUUAUGAUAAGAAUAUGCUUGGAGACCAUGCAAACCAGGUUAAAUUUGAAGAGUUACCACUUCUCGCCCUUGAGAAGCUGGCAACAGCAACAAACAACUUUCAUGAGGCCAAUAUGCUUGGGCAGGGUGGUUUCGGUCCAGUAUACAGGGGAAAAUUGCCAGGAGGACAAGAAAUAGCAGUGAAAAGACUUUCAAGAGCAUCUGCACAGGGUCUAGAAGAAUUCAUGAAUGAGGUGAUGGUGAUUUCUAAAAUCCAACACCGGAAUCUUGUUAGACUUCUUGGCUGCUGCAUUGAAGGAGAUGAAAAGUUGUUGAUCUAUGAGUACAUGCCAAACAAAAGCUUGGAUGCCUUUCUCUUUGAUCCUCUCAAGCGAGAGUUUUUGGAUUGGAGAAAACGCUUCAGCAUUAUCGAAGGGAUUGGAAGAGGUCUCCUUUACCUUCACAGAGAUUCUAGAUUAAGAAUCAUUCAUCGAGACCUAAAGGCAAGUAACAUUUUGUUGGAUGAAGAUCUGAAUGCUAAGAUUUCAGACUUUGGUAUGGCAAGGAUAUUUGGAAGCAAUCAAGAUCAAGCCAAUACAAUGAGGGUAGUGGGAACGUAUGGCUAUAUGUCCCCUGAGUAUGCAAUGGAAGGACGAUUUUCAGAAAAAUCUGAUGUAUUCAGCUUUGGGGUAUUGCUAUUGGAGAUUGUAAGUGGGAGAAAGAACAAUGGUCAUCAAUAUGAUGAGCAGUAUUUGAGCCUUUUGGUAUAUGCAUGGACACUCUGGUGCAAACACAACAUCAAAGAACUAAUAGAUGAAACCAUGGCAGAAGCCUGCUUCCAAGAGGAGAUAUCAAGAUGCGUACAUGUGGGACUGUUAUGUGUGCAAGAAUCAGCUAAAGACAGGCCAUCCAUUUCAACUGUUCUGUCUAUGCUCUCUAGUGAAAUUGCACAUCUUCCUCCCCCAAAGCAACCUCCAUUCUCUGAGUCUAAUCAACUGAGACAAAAGAAAUGUUCUUCAAGCCAAGUCACUAUUACAGUCAUUCAGGGCCACACCAUUACAUCCACGCACUUCAUCAAAGAUUCUGAAACUAUAGUCUCUAAUGGAAGUCUCUUCAAACUGGGUUUCUUUGGCUCCAGUAAUUCCACCAAACGCUACGGCAAGACUUCUGUAUCCUCUGUGGUAUGGGUUACUAACAGGGACAAGCCCCUUAAUGAUACUUCUAGAAUUGUGAAGAUAUCUGAAGAUGGUAAUCUUCAAAUUUUGAAUGGUGAGAAAGAAGAGAUUCUGGAAGCCUUGUUUGAAAGGCUACAGCAGUGGAAGGAUCAUAUGGGAGAGUUUCCAACAUCCUUCUCAUGCACUUUCGGCAAAUAUGAAACUCUGCACCAACAUGUACACUGUCAUCCAUGUCAUCGCAGUGGUCCAUGGAAUGGUCAGAUCUUUAUUGGAGUAGCCAACAUGAAUUCAUAUGUUGGUAAUGGAUUUCGGGUGGACCAUGAUGAAGAAGGUACUGUUUCUGUAUCUUUCACUACUUCAGAUGAUUUUUUUCCAUUGUACUAUGUCUUGACUCCUAAAGGAACAAUGGAGGAAAUAUAUAGACAGAAGGAAGAUUGGAAGGUCACAUGGGAGAGCAAGCAAACUGAGUGUGAUGUUUAUGCAAGUGUAAGAAGGGAGAAAAUCCUGGAAGUGCCACUUUUUGAAAGAGGGAAUGUACAUCCAAAAUUUUCUGAUGCCAAUAUGCUUGGAAACAAUGUGAAGCAAGUUAAACUUGAAGAGCAACUGCUUAUCGAUUUUGAGAAGCUGGUGACUGCAACAAACAAUUUUCAUGAGGCCAAUAAGCUGGGGCAGGGUGGUUUUGGUUCAGUGUACAGGGUAAUGCUUCUUCAUCUGGAGCUUUAUUGGUGUGAUGGUUUCCAGAGUGAACGCAAGCUGCCUUUUUUGGACUGCCAGCCAUGGUGGGUGGUUGCAUAUAAAAUAAGAUUCCAUGGUUGGAUAAAUCUGAGAGAUGCAACAUUGUCAACAUUCCCAUUUAUUGCACACCAGAUGGAGUCCAUUUCCUCACCAACACGAAGCAUUGAAGCAGCUAUGGAUAUCAUCAGUGGCACAAGUGUUACUGCUCUACUUCUCUUACUUUCUUGUCUUUGUUUUCAGUUUUGCACAGCUACCAACACCAUUACAUCCACCCAGUUCAUCAAAGAUCCCGAAAUUAUGGUCUCGAAUGGAAGUCUCUUCAAAAUGGGUUUCUUUAGCCCUGGCAAUUCCACUAAACGCUACUUUGGGAUCUGGUACAACACCACUUCCCUAUUCACUGUUAUAUGGAUAUCUAACAGGGAAAACCCUCUCAAUGAUUCUUCAGGGAUUGUGAUGGUAUCUGAAGAUGGUAAUCUCCUGGUUCUAAAUGGCCAGAAAGACAUCUUCUGGUCAUCAAAUGUUUCAAAUGCUGCUCCAAAUUCAAGUGCCCAGCUUUUAGAUUCUGGGAACCUUGUUUUGCAUGACAAAAACAGUGGAAGGAUCACAUGGCAGAGUUUCCAGCACCCUUCUCACGCCUUUUUGCAGAAGAUGCAGCUGAGUGAAAACAUGAAGACUGGUGAGAAGAAAGCACUAACAUCAUGGAAAAGUCCUUCGGAUCCAGCUGUUGGAAGCUUCUCAGUUGGCAUUCAUCCAUCAAACAUUCCUGAAAUUUUUGUCUGGAGCAGCAGUCGUCCAUACUUGCGCAGUGGUCCUUGGAAUGGUCAGACCUUAAUAGGAGUACCUGAAAUGAAUUAUCUCAAUGGAUUCCAUAUAAUUGAUGAUCAAGAUGGUAAUGUUUCUGUCACUUUUGAGCAUGCAUAUGCAUCUAUCUUAUGGUAUUAUGUCUUGUCUCCUCAAGGAACAAUAAUGGAAAUGUAUAGUGAUGACAGCAUGGAGAAUUGGGUGAUUACAUGGCAGAGUCAUAAAACUGAGUGUGAUUUCUAUGGAAAGUGUGGGGCCUUUGGAAUCUGUAAUACAAAAAAUUCACCAAUUUGUAGCUGUCUAAGAGGGUAUGAGCCAAGGAAUAUAGAGGAAUGGAGUAGAGGAAAUUGGACUGGUGGAUGUGUGAGGAAGAGACCAUUGCAAUGCGAGAUGAUAAAUGGUAGCAUGGAAGAGGGCAAAGCAGAUGGAUUUAUCAGGCUAACAACCAUUAAAGUGCCGGAUUUUGCAGAGUGGUCAGUUGCUCUUGAAGAUGAUUGCAAAGAAUUUUGCUUGAAGAAUUGUUCCUGCAUAGCUUAUGUAUAUUAUGCUAGCAUUGGUUGUAUGUCAUGGAGCAGGAACUUAAUUGAUAUACAAAAAUUCUCCAGCAAUGGGGCAGAUCUUUACAUCCGUGUUCCCUACUCAGAACUAGAUAAAAGUAGAGAUAUGAAAGCCAUUGUUACUGUUACAGUCAUUAUAGGAGUAAUUUUCAUUGCAGUCUGUACAUAUUUCUCAAGAAGGUGGAUUCCCAAACGAAGAGCAAAGAAGAAAAGCAAAGAGAUGCUAUUGUCAGACAGAGGAGAUGUGCAUCUAAAUGUUUCAGAUGGAAAAAUACUUGGACACAACAUUAACCAAGUUAAACUUGAAGAAUUACGACUUGUUGAUUUUUGGAAGCUAGUGACUGCAACAAACAAUUUUGAUGAGGCGAAUAAGCUUGGCCAGGGUGGUUUUGGUUCUGUAUACAGGGGAAGAUUGCCAGGAGGACAAGAAAUAGCGGUGAAAAGACUGUCAAGAGCAUCUGCACAAGGGCUAGAAGAAUUUAUGAAUGAAGUGGUAGUGAUUUCUAAACUCCAACACCGGAAUCUUGUUAGACUCGUGGGCUGCUGCAUUGAAGGAGAUGAAAAAAUGCUGAUCUAUGAAUACAUGCCAAAGAAAAGCUUGGAUGCCUUACUCUUCGAUCGUCUCAGACAAGAAACUCUAGAUUGGAAAAAACGCUUCAGCAUCAUUGAAGGGAUUGGUCGAGGUCUUCUUUACCUUCAUAGAGAUUCUAGAUUAAGGAUUAUACAUUGAGACCUAAAGGCAAGUAACAUUUUGUUGGAUGAAGACCUGAAUCCUAAAAUUUCAGAUUUUGGUAUGGCGAGGAUAUCUGGAGGCAAUCAGGAUCAAGCCAACACCAUACGGGUAGUUGGAACAUAUGGUUAUAUGUCCCCUGAGUAUGCAAUGCAAGGGCGAUUUUCAGAAAGAUCAGAUGUAUUCAGCUUUGGGGUUUUAUUAUUAGAGAUUAUAAGUGGGAGAAGGAACACUAGUUUUCAUCAUGAUGAGCAGUCUUGGUGCCUUUUGGGAUAUGCAUGGAAACUAUGGAAUGAACACAACAUCGAAGCACUAAUAGAUGGAAGUAUAUCAGAAGCAUGCUUUCAAGAGGAGAUAUUGAGAUGCAUACAUGUGGGACUGUUAUGUGUGCAAGAAUUUGUGAGAGAUAGGCCAUCCAUUUCAACUGUUGUUUCAAUGCUUUGUAGUGAAAUUGCACAUCUUCCUCCCCCAAAACAACCUGCAUUUACUGAGAGGCAGAUUGCUAGGGAUACAGAGUCCUCUGAACACAACCAAAAUAAUUGUUCUGUUGACAGAGCCAGUAUUACAACUGUCCAAGGCCGGUAGGACGCUGGCUCAAGUCAAUUUGUUGAUGUUUUGUAAUCUCUAUUGAACUUGAUGGUUUUAGUGUGGAAAAAUUUCUUGAUUUUUUGUAAUCUGUAUUGAACUUGACAGUUUUGGCGUGGAAGAUUUGAGCCUGUCAGGGUAGGGUUACAAGCAA
Molecule: messenger RNA, 6583 nt
Organism: Vitis vinifera (wine grape)
Lineage: Eukaryota; Viridiplantae; Streptophyta; Magnoliopsida; Vitales; Vitaceae
Exons: 19
Biological process (GO): recognition of pollen; protein phosphorylation
Molecular function (GO): protein serine/threonine kinase activity; ATP binding
Source: RefSeq, a predicted model, not a curated record